Messenger RNA from Epinephelus lanceolatus (giant grouper), 1023 nucleotides. It is a transcript of the gene mixl1, whose product is annotated as Mix paired-like homeobox. Gene Ontology annotation, molecular function: DNA-binding transcription factor activity, RNA polymerase II-specific; RNA polymerase II transcription regulatory region sequence-specific DNA binding. The record is from RefSeq and is a predicted model, not a curated record. Gene Ontology annotation, biological process: regulation of transcription by RNA polymerase II. Lineage: Eukaryota; Metazoa; Chordata; Actinopteri; Perciformes; Serranidae.
AUGUCUUCUGUUCAUGGGAAUAUGCGCGUUGGGGAUCUGAAUCAUUUCCAGAUGUAUCAUGACGGACCUCUGCAGAUUAACAGCAUGGGGAACUCAGAUUAUGGAUCCACAGAUGUUGCAAACUACUUCAACUCUGCUAACUCUGCACCGAGGGCGGAUAAAUGUGUGGCAAUCCUGACCCACAGGAGAAAGAGGACCAACUUCACCCAGCAGCAGAUCGAGGUGUUGGAGAAAGUUUACUCAGACACUAAAUAUCCUGACAUCUACCUGCGAGAGAGACUGGAGGCUCUGACCGGCCUGCCCGAGUCCAGAAUUCAGGUAUGGUUCCAGAACAGAAGGGCCAAGUCACGUCGCCAGGUUGGCUCAUCGGUGUCCAUGAAGGUCGCCAACCCGCCAGCAGCUGGCCCCUUCAGCCAGCUCCAGAGCAGGAUGGGCCCAGAGAAAGUAUAUGACAACAAUCAUGGAGCCGAGGCACACAGGAUAGCAGGUUUCGGACUGGAGGACAGUUUCAGACCUACACUGCACCAAAACACAGACGACCCUCACAGAACCAGUAUGCCCACCAAACCCAGCAGCUACGAACACACGCCCGUCUCCUGCAUCUACGACAAGGAGGGAACCAGAGUGAAGCCUGGGCAGACACAACGGCGCGAGCUGAGCGUCAACGUCCCGUGCUGUAACAUCCAUCUGUAUCCCAAAGAGAACGAGCAUCAACUCAAAAUGGAAGCCAACAUGAGCGCCAACCAGGGUGCAAAGGUUCUGGUGGAAUAUGACAACUUCCCACCAAACAAGACCAUCGGGCCAGAGAUGAAGGUUGUGAUUCCUCCCAUCCCCACGCAGAAUAACUUCAGCAGGUCUUCACCGAAGGAUAACGGAUGCCAAAUCCAGUAUCCACAUGUGAGGGCAGCAGGGGACAGGUUCAGUCACUUCUCCCCGAUCCAUGCCACGGAGGCUCAGGACUUCACUGACUCUGACUCAGACUGGGAAAACGAGGCCAUGGCUGGUUUUGGCGGCUUUAUGUGA